AUGUGCUGGCCCAUGGAUCUGCUCCCAUUGCCCCCCUGUGCUGAGCUGGUGGUCCGUUCUCUGAGUGGGCUCCCGUGGACCCUGCUGCUCCUCUUCCUAUGGUAUUGUUACAGGGUGGGCUCCGACCCGCCAGCCCCAGGCCGAGCCAUCCCAGGAAAGCACAAGUCCGGCUCCAGGCGCUCUGUGUUGUCCCGUGCCGGCAGCUGUGCGGGAACAGAGUGCAAUGCCACAUCAAAGAUGGCCACUGGAGAUUGGGGGACUCCCUGCAUCUCCAUGGAGACAGGGGAGGAGGAACAGGGGCGAGGCUACCUGACCCCUGUGCUGAGCCAUGCCCUGUUCCCAGCCCAGGCCACAGCGAGUGGCAGGAAGCUGUAUGCAGCACUGCAGGAGUAUGCAAAGCGCUACAGCUGGGCUGGCAUGGGACGCAUUUAUAAAGGACUCCGGGAGCAGGCCACAUUAAAUGAUCGCUCCUCCAUCCAAAAGCCUCAUCUCUUCUUCCUCCCAGAUGUCCCCAGCAUUCCUUUUUUCCCACGUGACGCCCAUCGACAUGACAUUGAGGUCUUGGAGGCCAACUAUCCCAUAAUCCUCGCAGAGUUCCAAGCGGUCUACCAGAGAGGCAUUGAUCCGAAGAUGGGCUGGACUCUGCCUGGGACCUAA
Salvelinus fontinalis (brook trout) is the source of this 657-nucleotide messenger RNA. RefSeq names its product aspartate beta-hydroxylase domain-containing protein 2-like. The record is from RefSeq and is a predicted model, not a curated record. The transcript is spliced from 2 exons. Bases 1 to 657 code for a protein of 218 amino acids. NCBI's taxonomy places the organism in Eukaryota, Metazoa, Chordata, Actinopteri, Salmoniformes, Salmonidae.